AGGCUUGGGCCCCUUCCCCGCCCCCCCAGCCGCCCCCGGCCCCGCACCUCCUACGGGGACAGGUUAAGGUGAGCGGCGCGGCGCUCCGUGGCAGGGCCCGCGGCUCGGCCCUUCCUCCCGAAUCCCCUGUCUUCGUCUUGCCCGCGGCUCUCCAGGAAUUGCUCUGUGAUCCCCACUUGGAUGAAUGUGAACAUUUUUUAGGAGACCUGCGUUUUAAAUCUCUAUAAAUGAAUAAACAUAUUCAAUAGAAUUUGGAGUGAUGCUCAAAUUCCAAGAAGCUGCCAAGUGUGUGAGUGUAUCAACAACUGUUUCCACUUUCCCAAAGACGUUGAUUGCAAGGAGAUAUGUACUUCAGCAGAAGCUUGGAAGUGGAAGCUUUGGAACAAUUUAUCUGGUUUCAGAUAAGAAAGCAAAACCAGGAGAAGAAUUAAAGGUUUUGAAAGAAAUAUCUGUGGGAGACCUGAAGCCCAAUGAAACAGUUCAGGCAAACUUGGAAGCACAGCUCCUGUCUAAACUUGACCACCCAGCCAUCGUCAAGUUUCAUGCCAGCUUUGUGGAACGAGAUAAUUUCUGCAUCGUUACCGAGUACUGUGAGGGUCGAGAUCUGGACUGUAAAAUUCAGGAGUACAAAGAAGCUGGAAAUACCUUUCCUGAAAACCAGAUAAUAGAAUGGUUUAUCCAGCUGUUACUGGGAGUUGACUACAUGCAUGAAAGGAGAAUACUUCACAGGGACCUGAAAGCAAAGAACAUUUUUUUGAAAAAUAACCUACUUAAAAUUGGGGAUUUUGGAGUCUCCCGGCUCUUAAUGGGAUCAUGUGACCUGGCGACGACUUUCACUGGGACGCCUUACUACAUGAGCCCCGAGGCGUUGAAACAUCAAGGUUAUGACACCAAGUCUGACAUUUGGUCACUGGCAUGCAUUCUGUAUGAGCUGUGCUGCAUGAGUCAUGCAUUCACUGGUCACAAUUUCUUGUCCAUUGUUUUAAAAAUUGUUGAAGGUGACACGCCUUCUCUUCCUGCUCAAUACUCAGAGGAGCUGAAUGCCAUCAUGCAAAGCAUGUUGAACAAGAGUCCUUCAUCGAGACCAUCAGCGAUAGAAAUUUUAAAAAUCCCUUACAUUGAUGAGCAACUGCAGGGCAUGAGGUGUAAAUAUUCCAGCAUGACUCUGGAAGACAAAAACCUGAACCGCCAGACGGAAUCAGCUCAUCUCAUUAAUGCCAUGCAGAGAAAGAUCCAUUUACAGACCCUGCGGGAGCUGUCUGAAGUGCAGAAAAUGACUCCGAGAGAGAGGAUGAGACUGAGGAAGCUCCAUGCAGCUGAUGAGAGAAAAGAGAAGCUUAAAAAGUUAGCUGAAGAAAAAUACGAGCAGAACACCAAGCGCAUGCAGGCUCUGCGAUCCCGGCACGUUCAGCAGUUGGGUGUAGACGCACUACAUGAAUCUGAUGAACAGGCCUCAGGACAUUUGAUUGAAUCUGAGCCCAGUGAAGAGGAGACACCAGCACAGAUGCCCCUGAUUCAUUCUCAGCCAGUGACCUCCCAGGGCUCUGCAGGAGGGGAGCUGAGACAGGAGGCAGCUUCAGACAGACUGUCUACAUGUGAACUAGGGGAUCAUGAGAUCCCAGAAGAUCCCUUAGAAGCUGAAGAGUAUUAUGUGGAUGUCUUUGAUUCCUGUUCGGAAGCAAGUGAGGAGAAUCAGAUAGAAGAGAUGCUAGAAGAGGAGGAGGAGGAGGAGGAAGAGGAGGAGGAAGAGGAGGAGGAAGAGGAGGGGGAGGAAGAAGUAGCAGACAGCACUUUUAGGACCAGUCAUCAGGACAGUGACAUUGAGGCAUUGGUCAGGUGUUUGGAAAGUGUCCUGGCGUGCAGCUCCCUAGGUACAAGGAGUGUCACCAGAUCAGCCCUAGUCUUGCUGCAGGGACCAAGCCAUCUUAACUACACUGUGUCUGAAACCAAGAUGAAACUCAUGAGAGAAUCAGCCGUUCAGAAGCUGGGCUUGGAAGUGUUUGAGACUGUCUAUGGCUACCUCAAGAAGGCCAGGAGACAGAAUGCCAGUGAAGAGGAGAUCAGGGUGUCUCUGGAGAAAGUGGUGCCGCGAGCCAGCGACUGUUUCGAGGUGGACCAGCUCAUCUAUUUUGAGGAGCAGUUGUUUAAAACAGCAAGGGAAGAUUCUGGACUCUAGAAACAUCUUUAAGUGGUGGAAAAAAAUCAGUUGUUAUUUCUAGUUCCAAUUCUAGAAACCACAUCCAGAAGAUGGGCCUCUUGGGAAUGGACCACACCCAUUGGACUGCCCCCUUAGGGGCUCUGCUGGAACCACUGACCUUGAGUUUGCACUUCCAGUGGACGGAAAUUGUCAGGGUUUAGAGGAACACCCUUCCCCUUUCCUUGCCUUGAUUUCCCCCCAAACUCUUUCCUUCUCCAUACUUCCUUAAUUGCGUUGAAAAUACCACCAUCCUUCAAUCUCUGAGGUGAGCAGCUUCAGCGUCACCCUCAACUCCUCCUUCUCCCUCAUGCCUUACGUCCAAUCAGUUGCCAAGUUUGUCUCUUCUGCCUCUGUGUCAUCUCUCAAAUCGGUCUACUGUCCAUUCACACAGCCAGUGCCCUGGUUUGGACUCGAUUGACUCUCGCUUAGACUUGUAUGAUAACUCCUAUAUUAGACUUAACUGCUUCCUGUCUCUCUCCUCUCCACUCCAAUGUCAAAACAGCUGCCAAAUUAAUAUUUAUAAUUCACUCCCUUGCUCAGAAAUGUUCAGAGCUUCCCUGUCACCUCUCGGAUGAAAUGAAGACUCUUUAUCCUGGCAUUUAAACUCCUCAUAAGAUGAGAUGUUGGACUAGAUGAACCAUAAGGUUCCUUUCAGGUCAGAAGCUAGUUGACAAAGUCCAGAAAAGCAUUUAGCAUCGGAUUAAACUAGAGCCUCCUAGAAUGCCUUUCCAUUAAAGUUUUCCUAAAAUACAUUUAUAUUCCAUAAAGUGCUACUUUUUUCUAAGUUAGAUAUCAGUUAAAAAGAAAUUUAUUUCUUUAUAGAUAAAUAAUUUUUUUAUUUUUUAAUCCUUUCAAAGAUUCCAAAGAUCUUUACUGGUCAAAUCUAUGAUUUAUGGCUAUAACUUACCUUUCCAGAAUUAUUUCAUGUAACUCCCCUUUAUGCGCUCUGCAUUUUAGCCAAACUGGUCUAUUAGCUGUUUUCCUCAACUUGGCAUGCAGUCUUCCAUCUCCACACCUUUGUCCAGACUCUUCUUUCCUUUGCCUGAAAUAUGUCCUCCUUCCUCACCUCUGCCUCUUAAAAUCCAUAGCUUCAUUCAUGGCUCAGUUUGAUAAAGACCUUACUAAUUCUCUGCUCCUGGACCCCUACUCCAGUUGUUAACGUUCUUCUACUCCUGAAAUUGCUUUGUACUUCCCGUUUUUACGUAUCUGGGAACACGUUGCAUCUCCCCAUUAGAAUGUAAACUCCUUGUGGGCAGGGAUUGUUUCCUUCUGUCUCUGUGAUCCCUAUUACCUGGCAAAAUGCUAUGUUCAUAGAAGGCCUUUAAUCCGUGUUCAUUGAGUUGUUGAAUUGAUAUGCUAAUGAAAAGGAGUUACGGCUGUAGUGGGGGAUCAGGACUCAAAAUUCCAUCCCCGAUCUACUCUCAUGAAAUUGAACUUCAUACUUUGCCACCUGAAAAAUCCUUAGAUGUGUUGAGGGUCUUUUAUGCAUGAUAAGUGUAUUUCCUUGCAUGAUAAAUACAUGGUGUACAUGUUGUCUUCUCUUACAGAAUAUAAGCUCUUUGAGGGCAGGAACAGUUUUAUUUUUGUCUUUGAAAC
Messenger RNA from Phascolarctos cinereus (koala), 3793 nucleotides. Lineage: Eukaryota; Metazoa; Chordata; Mammalia; Diprotodontia; Phascolarctidae. The record is from RefSeq and is a predicted model, not a curated record.